Messenger RNA from Daucus carota subsp. sativus, 573 nucleotides. RefSeq names its product probable calcium-binding protein CML46. The coding region runs from base 1 to 573 and encodes 190 amino acids. The record is from RefSeq and is a predicted model, not a curated record. NCBI's taxonomy places the organism in Eukaryota, Viridiplantae, Streptophyta, Magnoliopsida, Apiales, Apiaceae. Gene Ontology annotation, molecular function: calcium ion binding. The transcript has a single exon.
AUGGAGGUAAAAUCACUAACAAAACUAGCCUUGUUCUUCAAUGUUGUUUCCUACGACAUCAAUUUCGCCAAGUUUCUUGCAAAAAUUGAGGUAUUUUUCGGGCUUUUUUUGUUGUUUAUUUCCGCCUUAUGGAAAGUUGUGACCCUUGACUUUAAGUCCGCCUCGUCGAAAAAAUGUGUUUACAAUGAGGAUAAUAGGAAGUCCAGAGUUGGGAAAGAAGAUAUUAGCAUAGUGAUGUGCAGACUAGGAAUUUCAGGGGAUUUAGAUAACGAGAUUAUCGGUGAGUUUGAUAGUGUUGAGGAUGUGUUAUUACUGAUGGAUGGUAAUGCUGGUGAGGAGGAGGAUUGUGUAAUAUCUUUCGAAGAUGUGAGAGAUGCUUUCGAUGUUUUUGACAGCAAUAAAGAUGGUUUCAUCGAUGAAACGGAGCUGCAGAGGGUUCUGAAUGCUCUGGGCAUUCAGCAAGAAGACUCGACAUUGGUUCAAUGCAGAAGGAUGAUCAACAAGUUUGAUGAGAAUGGGGAUGGAUUCAUUGAUUUUGAUGAAUUUGUUGCAUUGAUUAACAACUGUUUCUAA